Podarcis lilfordi (Lilford's wall lizard) is the source of this 14630-nucleotide messenger RNA. NCBI's taxonomy places the organism in Eukaryota, Metazoa, Chordata, Lepidosauria, Squamata, Lacertidae. The record is from the annotation of a GenBank genome assembly.
AUGGAGCUGCUCUCUGGAUCUCUCUUCCUGCUCCUUUGCGUCUGUGGCGUCUUAUUCCUGGGCUUGGCAUGGAAGGGCAAAGGCCGUCUGCCCCCUGGACCCACCCCGCUCCCCAUCCUGGGGAAUUUUCUCCAACUGGACCCAAACAACAUGCUCAAAUCCCUGGAGAAGGUGAGUCUCCAUUCGCCUCCCCACUCUCCUCCUGCAGUGAAGUCCUGACAGUAGACCUAAACUCUUCCUCUGGGAAGACAACCAAGCCUGCAAGUUUGGCCGGUGGGGUUGGAAGGCUGUAAGCAGCCCUGCAGUUGCUAAUAAUAAUAAGUAGUAGUAGUAGUAGUAGUAGUAGUAGUAGUAACCAACAAAAGAUUAAAAAUUAUAGAUUAAAGAUUAAAAGAUUAAUCUUCAACAUUUCUCCAAUGAAAAUAGGGACGCCCCAUUCCAUAAUGAUAAUUUUGCUAUUUAUACCCCACACAUCUUACUGGGUUGCGCCAGCCACUCUGGGCAGCUUCCAACAUACCAUAUUUUUUGCUCUAUAAGACUCACUUUUUCCCUCCUAAAAAGUAAGGGGAAAUGUGUGUGCGUCUUAUGGAGCGAAUGCAGGCUGCGCAGCUAUCCCAGAAGCCAGAACAGCAAGAGGGAUUGCUGCUGAGGGAUUGGCUUCUGAGAUUCAGAAUAUUUUUUUUCUUGCUUUCCUCCUCCAAAAACUAGGUGCGUCUUGUGGUCUGGUGCAUCUUAUAGAGCGAAAAAUACGAUAUAUAAAAACAUAAUAGAACAUUAAAAAGCCUUCCCUAUACAGGAUUACCUUCAGACGGCUCGGGAGUUGGAUGACUCCAUACCCUCCAACAUUUCUCCAACGAAAAGUUGGAAAUUCCAGGAUCAAAUCAGAAACUGGGACGGCUUCUCUAAGUCAGGGAUGUCCCUGAAAAAUUGGAGGGUCUGCAGUUGGGGACUUAUCUCUGUAGGAAAGCGAGGGCUGCUGGAUCUGUUCAAAGGGGGUUCUCUAGCCCACCACAGGGGCCAGCCAGGUACCUCUGUGACGCCCACAGUCAGAGAUGAAGGCAAUAGCCCUCCUCACAACAUUUCCCCAGAAACUGAUAAUUCAAGUGUGUACCUGAACUCACAUGUGCACAGCCAGGACUAAUGCAUGUUCAUAUACACACUGCUGAGAGGUUUGGGAUCUUUUGCUGGAGUUCUAACAUGAUCUUGUCUAAUGAGUAUGUGUUAACCCUUAAGAACGUCUCACACCAAAGGAAUAUAGAAAACUAUUUUAUUACAUGAAAUAGAAGUGACACAAUAUGUAUACCUGAAGGAGUGUCCCCACCCACAUCGUCCAGCCCCAGACACUGAGGUCCUCCUCCGAGGGCCUCCUGGAGGUUCCCUCCCUGCAGAAGUGAGGUUACAGGGAAUCAGGCAGAGGGCCUUCUCGGUGGUGGCGCCCGGCCUGUGGAACGCCCUCCCAGCGGAUGUCAAGGAAAUAAACAACUACAGGACUUUUAGAAGACAUCUGAAGGCAGCCCUGUAUCGGGAAGUUUUAAAUGUUUGGUGUCUUACUGUGUCUGGCUGGCUCUUUAGAGCCUAUCAACUUUCUUCCCUCCCGCCUCAUGGCUUUCAAAAUUAACCUUUAUAUCCUUCCAUUUUGUAUGUUUUCCAAUUCUAAUUACACUCAUUACAAAAUGACUCAAAUGUUAAAUAAAUAUAGAAAGGUAGAAAAUUUCUCAAUUCAAGUCUUCAGACAACCCUGCUAGUGAUGUUAAUUGUUUACAAUAAUCUUUCAGGUAUCGUAUAAAUUUACUCCAGUCCUUUUGGAAUACUUAAUCGUGCAGGUUUCGGAUUUUUCCUUUCAGCUUCACCAGUUCUGCAGAGUCCACCAUCUUCAUCUGCCACUCUUUUUUUGUUGGUACUUCUUGUUAUUUCCAUUUUUGGGCUAAAAGAAUUCUUGGCUACGAUGCCCACACUCUUGAUCGGAAGAGUGAAAGCUUCCCUAUUUUUAAAAGCCUAUAGAAACGUUGGCCUGACAAUUUUGCCAUAAACCCACACUAGCAGUAGAGAAGAAGAAGAGUUUGGAUUUGAUAUCCCUCCUUUCACUCCCCUUAAGGAGUCUCAAAGCUGCUAACAAUCUCCUUUCCCUUCCUCCCCCACAACAAACACUCUGUGAGGUGAGCGGGGCUGAGAGACUUCAGAGAAGUGUGACUAGCCCAAGGUCACCCAGCAGCUGUAAGUGGAGGAGCAGGGAAUCGAACCCAGUUCACCAGAUUAUGAGUCCACCACUCUUAACCACUACACCACACUGGCUCAGUAGGGGCAGGGGAGGAAAGUAUACCUGCCUUUAAAGCAAAGCAGAAGUGUGCUGAGUCCUGGAGAGCGCUGGGUUAAGCGCUGUCCUGUUAGAGCCAGAGGAGCUGGGGUCUUGGCUAAUGCCUCCUCGUAAGGAAAGGAGGGGCAUUGAGAUGAGUGAUUCCCGUCCCCUGUCACACACACACACACACCCAGCUCCAUCCCAUGGCCAUCUGAGUGAGAAAAGGACUGAAAACUGGCCUUAUCCGCUUGCUUAUCACUCUAUCUGUGUUUUGCUUAACCAAAGGGAGAUAUAGCGAGCAGUUAACUGGACCUGGCUAUCUCUUGGCUGUGCCACCAUUAUCUUGAAGUCAUGCAUUCUGGAGUUUGAACGGAUUUCUGGAUUUGCAUGUGUUGACCAUUUCAAGGUGUGAAGUUUUUCCUGAGAUGAGGCCAGUACAAGGUUCAGGAAGAAGAAUCUCACGUCAUAUUUAAGUUACGUCAAUCUUAUACCCGUGCCAUGAUCUACAGAGAUCAACCUCAUUGUAAGUUCAGAUUCACACACAGCUGUUCACAGUUAGACUGCCUCUCAUACGUGCCAACUCCCUGGGGCCCACAAAAUCCCCCAUGAAGGGGCCGAGCACCCACAAAUUUCGGUGCCAGGGCCAUGCACCCCACAGUUUGAGGGCCAAGCUGCCACUCCUUCUGCCUCUCAACCUGGAGUUUCUCCAUUAGUUGUUCCUGUCCCUGCCCCACUCACCAUUGGGGGUUGAGGUAUGGAGGCUCACCCUCAAUUCCCAAUCAGUCAGACUUUGUUCCGUAGCAGGACAGAGUCCACAGAGACAGGGGGAGCCUUUCCAUUACAGGCGUGGCCGAACCUGGCCCUCCAGCUGUUUUGGGACUACAGUUCCCAUCAUCCCUGACCACUGGUCCUGUUAGCUAGAGAUGAUGGGAGUUGUAGUCCCAAAACAGCUGGAAGGCCAAGUACGGCCAUGCCUACAUUAGGACAAUAGGCAAAUAUAUGUCACCUGAGCCGUUCGUCCUCUAACCAAGCACCUUCUGACGCUUCUCCAUCUCUCAUUAAAUCACAGUCCAUGAAAUACAAAUUACUCAACCCAUGUUUCAGAACCCUCCUUGCACUUUUCACUUUAAUAGUCUGUCUUGCGGUCACGGCACACUCUUGCACGGGUGACGUUGGCCUGACUAAUGAUGAGCCUAACAGUAAUUCCACCUCGCACAUUAAUGGGAGAGGGUCAGAUAUGGGAGAGACGGGUCAGAAAAGCCCGCUGGAUCAGCCCAGUGUCCCAUCUAGUCCAGCGUCCUCGUCUCACAGCGGUCAGUCAGAUGCCCUAAUGGGAAACCUGCGAGCAGGAUCCAAGCACAAGAGCCGUCUCCCCUACUGUGGAUUCAAGCGACUAGGAUUUGGAAGUCUUGCUGUCUCCAGCUGUGAAGACAGAGCAGAGCCAUCCUGGCCAGAAGCCAAUGAGAGCCCUCUCCUCCCUGAAGUUGUCUUUCAAAGCCAUCCAGUUUGGUGGCCAUCACUUCCUCCUGUGGAAGCGAGUUCCAUAGUUUAACUCUUUAUCCCAAAUAUGUCCUCCAUCUGCCCUGAAUCUUCCAGCUGGCCCUCCCCUCCCCAGGCCUCACUUCCCUCCUCACUGGGCUCCCUUCCUGUCCAGUUAUCCCCUCACCUGUCCACACCUGGGCCAACCUGAGACUCUUCUCCCGGCAGCUGAGGGAGGCCCAUGGCUCGGUCUUCACCAUCUACCUGGGGCUGCGGCGAGUCGUGGUCUUGAGCAGCUACAAGGUGGUGAAGGAAGCCCUGGUGGACCAGGCAGAGGACUUCAACGCGAGAGGGCAGUUGCCGUCCUUCUCCAAGGAUUUCAAUGAGCACGGUGAGAGGUCCAUCCCUGUGGGGAAAGGGGGCUUGGAGCACAGCUCAGCCCAUCUUUCUGUCACUCAUCUGACAUGUUGGAGGGUAGAGCGCCAACCUGGUGCCCUCCAUCUGGUUUGGACUACAAUUCCAAUCAGUGCCAGCUAGGGAUGGGCCAAUAGGACUCGAACCCAUGGUUUCAAGUUACAAGAAAGGUGAUUCUGACUAAACAUUAGGAAGGUCUAACUGAUGGGAAGAGCUGUUAGUGGAACAGUCUCCCCCAGAGGUUGUGAACUCUCCUUCCUUGAAGAAGAGUUUGGAUUAGAUAUCCUGCUUUAUCACUACCUUAAGGAGUCUCAAAGCAGCUCACAAUCUCCUUUCUCUUCCUUCCCCACAACAAACACUCUGUGAGGUGAGUGAGGCUGAGAGACUUCAGAGAAGUGUGACUAGCCCAAGGUCACCCAGCAGCUGCAUGUGGAGGAGCAGGGAAUCAAACCCGAUUCACCAGAUUACGAGUCCACUGCUCUUAACCACUACACCACACUGGCUUUCAAACAGAGGUUGGAUGUCCUGGAAGCUUUACCUGAGAUUCUUACAUUACAGGGGGUUGGACCAGGUGAGCCUUGGGCUCUGUUCCAACUCUACAAUUCUAUGGUCUGUCAAUUUUGGUUUCCAUCAGUUUCUCAUCUUCCCCAGUCUUAAUUUCAAUUCCCCACAUAUCCACAUUGGUUUGCAAAUUAUUCAUCCACUUUUGAGUGCAAGAUUCUUCUAACAUUUUUCAUAAGAUGUACAACAUUGCAAAGCAAUUCCCCCAAAACAAAACGCAUUUGACCCUCCUUAUUUCUGUGACUGCAAGUUACCGUAAGCUGUUUUUAACCUUGUGUUUUAAUGUUGCAACCCCCAGCCCUACGCUGGGACCUUAGGGUAAAGGGCGGGUAAUUAAUGUUUAGAUAUUGGCAUCUGUCUGUCUCUAGAGACAAUGGAGUGUGCCUCUGGGGUGAAGGCAAACCAUUGUGUUAGCAGCACCAAAGUGACCUUUCCAGGGCGGAAGCCUGGGCAGUCCUGGGCUCCCCAGAGGACAAGACCCCUCUUCGUCCCACUGAUGUGGUCCCAAGGAAAGCAGAGCAAGACGUUUGGCACCAGCUUGGCUGCAGGAGUUGCCAGAAGGAGGCGUACAAGGCAUCAUCCAAUCACCUUAGGGAUUUAUGUAGGGUUUAAUCCUUUGCCUUGACUUCUCCUGAAGAUAUUCCGCAAGGCAGCACUGUUUUAGGACCAGAGUUUUCCUUCUCCUUGAUAGGCUCCCUUCCCAGGUGGAUGAGUCCCAUCUGCCCCUCACUUCCCUCUACAGCACAUGCAGAAACCGCCUUCUUGACCAUUGGACUCACUCUUGGUCCUGUUUACUCAAUCCGCUCAAUUCUUAUGCAUGCUUUAUUUUUGCGGCACUUGACUUGGCUGAAGAACCGCGUUGCAAAAAUCAGAGACGCAUGGAUUCGCAGCUGUGUUCCAGUUCUUGGCACAUCUCGUAAAUUCAAACACAAUUGACUUUUUCUCCCCCUUGCCAGCCAACUGGGCCAGAUGUUACUGGGAGAGAUGCAAGUUCUCAUCCCCCAAACAGCUGGAGGGCAGCAGGUUGACAAAGGCUGGUUUUACCCACCCUGGUUUUUUCUUGAAAGCAAUGUACUUAGCAACAUUCGACUGGCACAUAAACAAUACCCUUCACAACCACUGUUUAUCUCAGCAGUAGAAAGGUUAGGAGAAAUUUAUGCAGCAAACUGGAGGUCAGGAAAUGGGAGGUUGUGGGAGAUGUCCCUGGGAAACAUAACACAUGAAUCGGCCAAGGUUUUAAAAGGAUGAGUAUCGAAGAGACAAUCUGUCCCUGUCAAGGAAGAAGGGGGGAUAUACACAAAAAUAUUACAAUAAUCAUAAUAUUGCUUGGCCAGGGGUGACCUUUUCCAACGGUGAUCGGUGGAGGCAGCUUCGCAGGUUCAGCCUCACCACCUUGAGGAAUUUCGGGAUGGGGAAACGGUCCAUCGAGGAGCGGAUCCAGGAGGAGGCCCGGUGCCUGGCAGAGGAGUUCUGUAAGUUGCAAGGUAGGCCUCUGGAGAAAUUCAUAAUUAAAGGAUUGGUCGCCUCUAGAAGACUCUGUGGUGCUUGGUCCACAAGCGUAGCCAUUGUGUGCUCUUGCCAAAGACAGACCUUUCCUUCCCUCCUCCUGCCUUCUGUCUCUCCCCACUAGGGACGCCCUUUGACCCCACCGUCGUCAUCAGCCGAGCCGUCUCCAACGUCAUCUGUUCCAUCGUAUUUGGGAACAGGUUCCAGUACGACGAUGAGAAAUUCAUCACCCUGAGUGAGCUGAUCACAGAACGGUUCCGCGUGGGCAGCCUGCCCCCGUCUCAGGUGAGGGCGGACGGACUGCAACCCCCCCCCCCAAUAUAUCUACCCUUUACUUAUUAUCGUGGUUUUUUUUAAAGCAAAGAACUGAAAAGUUAAACAAUAGAGUGUCACAGCAUGGAAGGGCAAAAGAGCAAAGAUACAGCCCAGUUCCAAAGCAUUAAUGCAUACAAAGCUUAUAUUUGCAAAUAAAGACUAUUUAUUAGACACAGUGUUCCCCUGUGAAUUACAUCAUCACCAUCAUUAAUUUUUAAUCCAUCAUUUUGAAUUAUAGCAAUCUGAAAAAUACAUUGUUGUUGUUGUUUAGUCGUUUAGUCGUGUCCGACUCUUUGUGACCCCAUGAACCAGAGCACGCCAGGCACUCCUGUCUUUCACUGCCUCCCGCAAUUUGGUCAAAAAACACAUAUAUGGCAACAAACAAGCCAUAAACAACAAAAGAAAACAAAGCAAUGGUUUGGCUUUUCUGUUAAGGUCACUUUAAGAAUUUCAGUGUCUUUCCAUAAGAGUUUGGAAGUUUGAUUCAAUUAACAUAUUUUAUUCAAAUGAAUCCCUCUAUAGAGUCCAAUGUUUCUGAGGUGGUUUUCUAGCACGAUAUGCCUGGUGUAUCAAGGAAAUAAACAGAGGCCAAGAUCCAUCAUUAUGGACGCUCAAAGUUCUCUCUGGUCUUAAAUGAGACAGACGUUUGCAAAGGCAGGCUGCACUGAGUGACCACGUGUCUCAAUUCUUGUAUAAGAAUUAAAAUCAUGCCAUCUAUCUGUCUGCCUAUCUAGUCCUUCAAGCUCUGCCCUAGAUAUUUUCGCUUAUGGAAUCUCCCUUCCAGGAGAGCAAUUUGCCAAAGCCCUGAAUACCAGAAAUCCAGAUUAUUAGGUCAGGGUUCAUAAAUCUGUGGCAGGAAGGAGUGAGUUGUUGCCUAGGGAGCUCAAUUUGCCCCCCACCUGACCGCCUUAUGCUAAGCAACCACAGCAAUGGGCUGAAUCCGUCUCUCCAGUUCACUGUGUAGAGUGUUCUCACUCGUGGGCCUUGCAGGGCAGAUGGCAGCGCUGGAAUUUCUGAAGCGAAGGGAGGCUUUUGGAAAGGAGAGCCCAAGGACCCAUGAGCAUGUGCAAAGAGUCAAGGGUCACUUUUCCAGGCAGGCAUAAGCCUCAGUGUGGUGUAGUGGUUAAGAGCGAUAGACUUGUAAUCUGGGGAACUGGGUUCGCGUCUCCGCUCCUCCACAUGCAGCUGCUGGGUGACCUUGGGCUAGUCACACUUCUCUGAAGUCUCUCAGCCUCACUCACCUCACAGAGUGUUUGUUGUGGGGGAGGAAGGGAAAGGAGAAUGUUAGCCGCUUUGAGACUCCUUCAGGUAGUGAUAAAGCAAGAUAUCAAAUCCAAACUCUUCUUCUUCUUCUCAGCACGUGCCUUUUUUUGGGAAUCUGAGUUUGCAGGAGACACAUCCUAAGGUCAGCCAAAUGUGGUAACGCCCUUCCAUUGCUCCCCAUCUUCUUCCCCCGCAGCUGUACAAUAUUUUCCCGGAGAUCAUGGAGAAGAUCCCCGGAUCCCACCACGCGGGCAGCAAAUGUUCCCAGGGGAUCAUCCACUUCAUAGAGGAGAGGAUCAAGAUACAGCAGGCGUCGCUGGAUCCCUCUGACCCCCACAACUACAUUGACUGCUUCUUAGUUAAGAUGGAUCAGGUAAGGAAUGAACUUCCUCAUCUCCAUCAUCUGCUCCCCCUAAAACGUGCUGUCUGCAGGUUUCAGAGAAUUGUGGAAUUGGAAGGGACCCCAAGUGUCAUCUAGUCUGACUCCCCCUUUCAGUGCAGGCAUCAUAGCUGACCUCGAUCUCUUGGCAGGAAAAGAAUAACCCGGCUUCUGAAUUUUGCAUGGAGAAUUUGGUAAUGGCCACCUUCAACUUGUUCUUCGCUGGGACGGAGACGAUCGGCACCACCCUGAGAUAUGGAUUCCUCACCAUGCUGAAGUAUCCACAGAUUCAAGGUGAGGGCAGAAGGAGGAAACCUAUGAGAAUCAUCUGAGCUUCUACAGCUACAGACCAGGCUGUUCCCAGGGUGUGUCCAUUGUCGCAUGCUGACAGCUUCUGGGAGCCGCAGGUGAGAGAAGAGUGUUGGGUAUGGACCAGAGGCAGACAAAGUACCCCAGAAGGAGUAGGACGUGUCCUCAACCAGAGGUACUACCACUCCCCUAUCACUCCAUACGCCCAAAAGGAGGAAAAGCCUAGGGCAUCUGGUAUCUCCAAAUGGUCUCCCAUCCAAAUGCUAACCAGGCCUGACCCUGCUUAGCUUCCAAGCUCAGACACGGUUGGGUGUGUUCAGGGUAGUAUGACUUUGAUUGGCUGGCUAAGCCAAGUGAGGGUAGCCUAUGGGUCUCAAACCCUCGGUGAGUUAGCAGCUUCCCCUGCAAGCGAAGGCAGGCUCUGGCAGCUGGAGUGGACGAGAUCCAAAGUGCGUUCAACGGUCAAAUAGGCAGUUUCUGCAUGUGCUUUAGAGGGAACCAAGGGGCAUUGAGGGGACGCGGGUGGCACUGUGGGUUAAACCACAGAGUAUAGGACUUGCCGAUCAGAAGGUCGGUGGUUCAUAUCCCUGGGACAGGGUGAGCUCCUGUUGCUCGGUCCCUGCUCCUGCCAACCUAGCAGUUCGAAAGCAUGUCAAAGUGCAAGUAGAUAAAUAGGUACCGCUCCGGUGGGAAGGUAAACGGCGUUUCCGUGCGCUGCUCUGGUUUGCCAGAAGCAGCUCAGUCAUGCUGGCCACAUGACCCGGAAGCUGUACGCCGGCUUCCUCAGCCAAUAAAGCAAGAUGAGUGCCGCAACCCCAGAAUCGGCCAUGACUGGACCUAAUGGUCAGGGGUCCCUUUACCUUUACCUUUAAGGGGCAUUUAAAUGACUUCCGAAGGGUGAGAGAAUGGAAUGCUUGCUGAAGAAUGACAGCUUUUGAUACUGGAUAGUAGCUCACAGCCUACUUGAAGUUGGACAUUCCUGCCCUACACAAAUCAGGACUGAGGUCCCUAAGAUGGUUGGAUGGCACCUUGUACGCCACCUUCCUGCAACUCCUGCAGCCCAGCUGGUACCAAACGUCGUGCUCUGCUUUCCUUUGGACCACAUCAGGAAGGCCGAAAGCGGGGUCUUGUCAUCUGGGCAGCCCAAGACCUCCAUACACACUGCCCAGGCUUGCGCCCUGGGGAGGUCACUUUGGUCUCCUAACACAGCCGUUUGACUUCACCCCUGGUGGCACACUCCAUUGUCUCUCAAGAUAGUCAGAUGCCAAGAACAGAUCAAGCUGAUGAUGGAAGGCAACAGCCCAAACUUAAGUGCACUCUUCUCCAUGGAGGGCUGUGUGGACCAUGUACACCACCUUGAUUUCCAUGGAGAAAAAGGUGAUCUAUUAAUGCAGUAAGAUAAAGAAACAGGCAAUUUCCACCCUCAAGGGAAGCCCCAAAUAGAAGUGACUGUAGUAGUCAAGAUGUGAGAUUAACGGGACAUGUAGUUCCGUCCUGGCGAGAGUAACAUCAUCUAGAAAAAGGUUACCAUAUUUUUCGCUCUAUAAGACGCAACAGACCACAAGACGCACCUAGUUUUUGGAGGAGGAAAACAAGAAAAAAAUAUAUUCUGAAUCUCAGAAGCCAGAACAGCAAGAGGGAUCGCUGCGCAGUGAAAGCAGCAAUCCCUCUUGCUGUUCUGGCUUCUGGGAUAGCUGCACAGCCUGCAUUCGCUCCAUAAGACGCACACACAUUUCCCCUUACUUUUUAGGAGGGAAAAAGUGAGUCUUAUAGAGCAUGCUCUGGUCCAUGGGGUCACGAAGAGUCGGACACGACUAAACGACUAAGCAACAACAUAGAGCAAAAAAUACUGUAUACACACAGUUCCCAGAUGAGAGGGAUUUGUGCCCAUGGCCCCUCCGUCUUGUCCUCCCUCCAUCCCCAAAAAUGUCCCAGUGAAAGGGUGUCAAGAGAGAAAGGCACGGUGCUAUCCUGAUUGUGAACAGGUGCUCAGUCAUAGAAUGAUGGAAUUGUACAGUUGUAAGGGACCCAAAAGGUCAUCUUGCUCAGCUCCCUGUGACACAGGAAUUGUUCUCUUUUCCCCAAGAAAAACUCCACGAGGAAAUCGAUCGAGUGAUUGGGAGGGACCGGACCCCAGCCAGUGAGGACAGGAACAAAAUGCCCUAUAUGGAGGCUGUAGUGCACGAGAUCCAGCGAUUCAGCGAUAUCCUACCCAUGAAUCUUCCCCGCAUGGCCAGGAAAGACAUCCACUUCAGGGGCUAUGUCAUCCCCAAGGUAAGAUUCCCAGCAGGGGUGGAGCGAUCAGGAUCCAGCCUUUGGGCCCUCCAUGCAACUGGUCUGAAACUCCUGGGUCAGGGCGGGGACAGGAUUUGAGCUCAGUGCCUCCCAUGUCACACAUGGACUUGCCUUGGAAAGGCAUUUAUCCACAGGAGUCAGUUCUCCACCUGUGAAAUGGGUAUAUUUCAAAGCUCCCAGGAAGCUGCCUUAUCUGUCUGCCAGGAUGCUUGUCCAUCUGGAUCUUUUUAAUACUACUAAAUGAUGUAAAGUGCAGGGAAGAUUUUGAAACAAAAUCAACACUGGGUUUCACUAGAGUUGGAAUGCUGCUGCUGACAAGCCAAUAAUCAUAGAAUUAAAGAGUUGGAAGGGACCCAAAGGGUCUCCGUGUUCAACCACCUGCAAUGAAUUAGUGGAAUGAGGUCUAUGGGGGGCUAACUUUGAAGGUGACUAAUCCAGAAUGCGGCAGCUAGACUGGUGACUGAGAAAGGCUGCACAUAUAACACCAGGCCUAAAGGAUCUUCGCUGGCUCCCAGUACGUUUCCGAGCACAAUUCAAAGUGUUGGUGCUGACCUUUAAAGCCCUAAAUGGCCUCGGUCCUGUAUACCUGAAGGAGCGUCUCCUCCCCCAUUGUUCUGGCUGGACACUGAGGUCCAGCUCUGAGGGCCUUCUGGUGGUUCCCUCACUGAAAGAAGUAAGGUUACAGGGAACCAGGCAGAGGGCCUUCUCGAUGGUGGCACCCACCCUGUGGAACACCCUCCCAUUAGAUGUGAAGGAAAUAAAUAACUACAGUGGUACCUCGGGUUAAGAACUUAAUUCGUUCUGGAGGUACAUCAUUAACCUGAAACUGUUCUCAUUCAUAUAUAUAUAUAUAUAUAUAUAUAUAUAUAUAUAUAUAUAUAUAAUUAAUUUAUUUAACAUAAUUAUUACAAAAUGUAAGCAAAAUAUUACAAAUACAUACAUACAUAUUUUAAAUAAGGACACAUUUAUAGAAAAGAGAAAAAAGAAGAAGAAAAAGAAGAAAAAAUAGAGAGAGAAAAGAAGAUAUUCUACAAAUAUCUCAAUAUGAAAAUAUUAAUAAAAUUUCAUUGAUUGACCUGAAACUGUUCUUAACCUGAGGUACCACUUUAGCUAAUGGGGCCUCCCGCUGCCGCCGCACCACCGGAGCACGAUUUCUGUUCUCAUCCUGAAGCAAAGUUCUUAACCCGAGGUACUAUUUCUGGGUUAGCAGAGUCUGUAACCUGAAGCGUCUGUAAGCCGAAGCGUCUGUAACCCGAGGUACCACUGUAUAUGAUUCUCCCAGGGGACCUACAUCUAUCCUUUGCUGAGCAGCGUUCACUAUGACUCAGAGGAGCACUCCAACCCUCAAGAGUUUGACCCAGGGAGAUUCUUGGAUAGCCAAGGCUGCUUCAAGAAGCUUGAGGCGUUCAUGCCUUUCUCAGCAGGUACGUGGGGAGGGGGCUCCUUCCAUUCCAUUGGGAGGGGAGUGGGGAGUGGGGUUAGUGAGUGGUCUCCUAUGAGAUUCAUUUCCAGGCGGUCCUUCCCAGGAGGGUCAGAGAAAGGAACCUCUGUUCUGGUCCUACUUGACUUGGCUUCUCGCAGGCAUCUGGGGGCCACUGGGAGAACAGGAUGCAGGGCUGGGGGGCCUGAUCCUGCAGGGCUCUCCUGCGUUGUACCUGCCAAGGACAGCGUGGGAGAAGGGCUGGGUUGACCACUUAUCAACCUGUUGCUGUACAUCCCAUUGAAAGACUACAUUACAAACACCCCACCCAAUGCAAGGGGCCACAGAUAGAGGCCAAAGAGGAACAUUUUUGCCCGGCACCUAAAGAUUUAUAAUGAAGGCACCAAGUGAGCCUCCCUGUGUAGAGCAUCCCAGAAACAGGGAGCCACUGCAGAAAAGGCCCGUUCCCAGGUUGCAACCCUCUGGACCUCUCAUGGAGGAGGUACUGUUUCAACCGUGACUCUUCUAGAGCAUCUUUUCACCUAUCAGCCAUUUAACACUUUCUUUUACUGCCUAUGCAUCAUAAGCUAUUGAUCAACGUACCUAUGAAUAAUUGUUCCCACUAAAUUUUGCACCCACCGAAUUUCAAUUUUUUUAAUUUAAAAAAAUGCUUUAUUGGUUUUAAAACUGUACAACAGAAAUAAUCCAUAGAUGUUAAAGACCAAAUAAAAACAUGCCAUGGUUCAUUCCUUUUUUCUUCUUCUUCUUCUUUUUAUUGAUUUUUUAAAAAUAAAUUUUAUUAGUAUUUUCCAAACAACAACACCACGAAAGAUAUCAAAAAAUAACAAUACACAACACACAAAAAUCAGCAUUUGAAAACUAAAGAAAGCAACAACAACAACAAAAAAUCCAUAUCUUACAAGUUAAUAUUAUAAACACUAAAACAACGACAAGACAUUGACUUCCACCCAUCCCACAGCACCUCCUUUAUCUCUCAUUGUGUCUUCCUGUUUUCCUGUUUUCUUUAUCAUCUCUAUCCUAACAUCUAGAUAUAAAUCCUUCAUAAUUCAUUCAAUUAAUACUUGUUUCUAAAGGAAAUUCCUGAAGCACCCCAAGAAUGAGGCAGAAGAACGGAAACUUCUUUCACGGGGGAAUAAAUUCAAGGGUGGGUUUUGUCAGAGGGCUCCUUCCACCUGCCCGACAGAUUUUGCGUUUCUCUCUUGGCAGGGAAGCGCAUGUGUAUCGGCGAAGGGUUGGCCCGCAUGGAGCUGUUCCUCUUCUUCACCACCAUCCUGCAAUCCUUCACCCUCCAGUCCCCUGUGCCCCCCAGCCAGAUCAGCCUCGCACCGGUGGCCGUGGGCCUUGGGAAGGUGCCCCCAAAAUACCAGCUGUCAGCGUGCUGGCGCCAACGCUGAUCUCUCCCUUCCUGUGUUGCGGCGCAGGGAGAUCUCGGUUUCUCUCUCAGUACCUCUGCACUCCUGAGAGAUUGGCCGUAAAGUAGGAAAGCCCUCUCUUUGAAGGCCUGUCCGUGCAAGGAUGAGGAGGAAGAACCCAACUCACCUGGUGUAAACUAUUUACAGUGCAAAGUUCAUGUCCGUCUCAGUCACUUGCAGAAUCCGGGAGUGGCCCCUUCCGGCUUCUCCCCCAACAUAAGAACUUCAGCACCCAAAGCCUCCUCCUCCUCCCCUCCUUGCGUUUCACCCCUCUGUGCAAGCUGGGCGAUGGAAGUCGCGUGCGUCCCUCCUGGCCAGCCUGGCGACGCAAGGCACUGGGGCUCUCAGCAGCAUCCUCGAGCCCUUCCCUCGCUUGACUGGCCCCUUCCCUCUCUUCUCCACUGGAAGUGUGGCUUUUCCCACCACUGGAAGAGGAACUGCUCCUCAGGAGCUUCGGUGCUCUCUGUAUCCCAGCGGCCCCCCUGCCUCCCUCCCCUGUACCAGCUGUCAGAGUCCUGGCGCCAACACUAAUCUCUCCCUUCCUGUGUUGCGGCACAAGAAGAAGAAGAAGAAGAGUUUGGAUUUGAUAUCCCGCCUUUCACUCCCUUUAAGGAGUCUCAAAGUGGCUAACAUUCUCCUUUCCCUUCCUCCCCCACAACAAACACUCUGUGAGGUGAGUGGGGCUGAGAGACUUCAAAGAAGUGUGACUAGCCCAAGGUCACCCAGCAGCUGCAUGUGGAGGAGCGGAGACUCAAACCCGGUUCCCCAGAUUACGAGACUACCGCUCUUAACCACUACACCACAAGAAGAUCUCGGUUUCUCUCUCAGUACCUCUGCACUCCUGAGAGAUUGGCAGAGAGAGAGAGAGAGAGAGAGAGAGAGAGAGAGAGAGAGAGAGAAUAUUUUGCUGGUAAAAUAUGCAUUCUUACUUGCAACAACAUGAGGGUGGAGGAUAUUCAU